AUGUCUGCACGUGCUGUUGCAGAAAUCCUGCCGUUUGCUCAUCGGUUGAUCCUUGGCUCUGCUGUAGGCUCUGUGAUCGAUGCACCAGAUUGCUGGCUGUACGGACUUGCUGUUCCUGAGCCCCAUGCCUCCUGCCAGUUCCCAGGCACCUGUGAAGUAGGGGUGGGUAGAGACCAGGAACUGGAAAUGGAAAGUGAUGAAGCUGGGGUCCUGGAGGAACCAGAAAUGAGGUCAGACAACCAAGGAGAAACAAAUGAAGGACGCCUGCCCAUCUUCCUUGGAGUAGAUGAUCAGAAUGCUUUUGUUUCUUCUCUGAUAGUUUUAUUUUUAUCUUUUUCUUCAGAAAGUCCAUUAUUACAGGUUAUGCCCAGCCAUGUGACUCUCCAGGUCCCAGCGCACCCCCUGGAGGCCUUUGUCCAUGAGGUCAGCAAUGUUCAACGUACACAUGUGGGGGCAUCCGAAGCCCUGCAGGCCAUGCACACACUCCCACCUGAGCAGAGCGGUGACACCCCCAGCUCUUCAGCCCAAGUUGUCCUGCCUAAGCAGGGGGACUUUCUCAAUUCCUCAGCAAAAGCCAUCCCGUCCGAGCAGGCUGACACUCCCAGUUUCCCACAAAAAACCAUCCUAUCAAAAGAGAGGGAAAUUCUCGAUUCCCCCCAGAAGAACAUCUUGCCCAAGCAGGCUGCCACCCCCAAUUCCUCAACCCAAACCAUUUCACCAAAGCAGAGUGACAUUCCCAAUUUCCCAGAAAAAAACAUCCCACCAAAAGAGGGUGACAUUCUUAAUCCCCCCAGUAAAACCACCCUGCACAAGCAGGCCAACAACCCCAAUUCUUCAGAAAAAACCACCUCACCCAAGCAGGGCGACACCCCCAAGCCCUCAGCCAAAAUCAUUUUGCCCAAGGAGACUGAUGCCCCCAUCUCCCCAAUCCAAACCAUUCUGCCCAAUCAGAAUGCCUCCAAAUUCUCAGAAAAAGCCAUCUCAACAAAAGAGGGUGACAUUUUCAACUCCCCAGCCAAAUUCAUUCUAUCAUGGCCAGCUAACUCCCCCAAUUUCCCAGCCAAGAUCAAUCCAUCAUGGCAGGCUGACUCCUCCAAGUUCCCAGCCAAGAUCAUCUCACUCAAACAGGCUGACUCCCCUAACUCCCCAAACCAAAUCCCCCCACCCAAGCAGACCGACUCCCCCAGUUUCCCAGGCAAAAUCAUUCCAUCACAGCAGGCUGACUCCCCCAAGUUCCCAUUCAAAACUACCCUGCACAAGCAGGUGGACAUCCCCACUUCUUCAGAAGAAAGCAUCUCACCCAAGCAGGGCAAUGCCCCCAAUUUUCCAGCAAAAUUCAGUUUUCCCAAGAAGAGCAAAACCCACAAGUUCACAACCAAAGCCAUUCUGUCCAAGCAGGGUGACACCCCAAAGUCCUCAGCCAAAACCAUCCUGCCCAAGGAGGGUGAGACCCCCAAGUCCUCAGCGGAAACCAUUCUGCCCAAGGCGGGUGAGAUCCCCAAGUCCUCAGCCGAAACCAUUCUGCCCAAGGAGGGUGAGACCCUCAAGCCCUCAGCCAAAACCAUUCUGCCCAAGGAAGGUCAGGCUCCCAAGUCCUCAACAAAAACUGUUCUACUCAAGGAAGGUGAGACCCCCAAGUCCUCAGCCAAAACCAUUCUGCCCAAGGAGGGUGAGACCCCCAAGUCCUCAACUGAAAUCAUUUUGCCCAAGGAGGGUGAGACCCCCAAGUCCUCAGCCGAAACCAUUCUGCCCAAGGAGGGUGAGACCCCCAAGUCCUCAGCCAAAACCAUUCUGCCCAAGGAGGGUGAGACCCCCAAGUCCUCAGCCGAAACCAUUCUGCCCAAGGAGGGUGAGACCCCCAAGUCCUCAGCCGAAACCAUUCUGCCCAAGGAGGGUGAGACCCCCAAGUCCUCAACUAAAACCAUUCUACUCAAAGAGGGUGAGACCACCAGGUCCUUAGAGGACACGGUCUGGCACCCAGAAGGUAAUAGCCUGCAGUCAGAGGAAGACACAGAGCUCCUGGAUGACAACCUGGUGAAGGUGAUCCUGAGCAAAGACGACUUCAAGGUGGCGCUAAAGGAAGCUGGGGAGCAGCUGGUGGCCGUGGACUUCUCUGCCACGUGGUGCCAGCCCUGCAAGACCAUCAAGUCCUUCUUCCAGGCCCUGUCCCUGAAGCACAAGGAUGUGGUGUUCCUGGAAGUGGAUGCCGACAAGUGUGAGGAACUGGUGAGAGAGUGCAAGGUCGAUUGCGUUCCAACCUUUCAGUUUUAUAGAAAAGAAGAAAAGGUGGGCCAGUUUUCUGGUGCCCUGCACGAAAAACUUGAGACACUCAUUACAGAAUUAAAGUGAUCACGUGUUCCAAA
This is a messenger RNA of Capra hircus (goat), 2363 nucleotides long. RefSeq names its product thioredoxin domain containing 2 (gene TXNDC2). The transcript has 4 exons. The record is from RefSeq and is a predicted model, not a curated record. NCBI's taxonomy places the organism in Eukaryota, Metazoa, Chordata, Mammalia, Artiodactyla, Bovidae. The coding region runs from base 1 to 2349 and encodes 782 amino acids.